AUGAGUCAGCAAGAAGUCAUUGAUCUCGCCAUUGCGAGUUACUUAAAGACAAAUGACAAUACUGCAAGGCAGUACUUGAAGCUCCGACAGGAAGUGUUAGAAACCACACAGUUGGUCAUAAAAGAGAUAAAAGAAUCGGGUGCAGUGUCUCCAGAAACAUUACUCCAGCUUGAAAAACUAAAAUUUGAAAAUGCCAAAACGUCGCUAGUUUAUAAAGCCUACAUAGACAACAUCACCAGUAAUUUGGAAAACGAGAGCACAUUGGGCGGUCAAAUAUCCGUGGAGUUAAACGAGCGAUUUGAUGACCUUCUGCAAAAAAAGAAACAUUAUGACGAAAAGACGAGUCAGUUACGCGGAGAACUCAAACCCGUGGUGGAAAAAAUGCGCUUAUUAGCAUCGAAUUUCGAAGCCGGAAUUGGCCUGGGGAGCAGCGGCAGUAGGCUCGAAAAAAGCGAGAGGAGACUCUUCACAAGUAAGGGAAGUAAGGCGGAUGAUAAGAGUGUUUUCCUAGACUAUACCUCGGCUGUUUUCAGCAAGUCCGAGCUAGAAGCACAGUUUGUGGAUGUGGAGUCAAAGUUGGCAGCUUUGAAGACUGUCGAUGAAAUAAGCAAUGAGGAUGCUGACACUAAAGAAUUAUCCACCGAAAAAGGGCCUUCGAUCGAGUUGUCUACUUAUCUCAAUGAGCUUCUACAAAGCGGAAGAGCGUAUACACGGAUCAAUGAUUCAACCUACCACUUCGAUGUUACAAAAUCAACUUCUGCAGACUUGGGCAACUCACGAAGCGUGAUAAGUGAUUAUGAAAAUGCCAACGAGCUUUUGGCCAAGGAAAUUCAAGGCUUGGUGGCUCGGGGCACCGAGGCUAAAGAGAGAUGGAUCAGCAACGCCCAAAAAAUCGAGAUGAUCCAAGCGUUGCUCCAGGAGGAUAUGGAUAUUGACGGAUAA
Molecule: messenger RNA, 942 nt
Organism: Metschnikowia bicuspidata var. bicuspidata NRRL YB-4993
Lineage: Eukaryota; Fungi; Ascomycota; Pichiomycetes; Serinales; Metschnikowiaceae
Exons: 1
Coding region: 1-942 (313 amino acids)
Source: RefSeq, a predicted model, not a curated record